AUGGUGCGUAUAUGUUUGUUUCACUAUGCGGCUCCGCUUGCCGUGCUCCGCUCUGAUCCAACAAUUGUCGGCGACGGGUCUGUGCGCUUUAAUGGAACAAAGAACCGGCGAUAUAAAAAGACUGACGAUCAAGAAACGGCCGCUGCCAGUUUCAUCAGCGCAAUUUAUAACGAAGAUGCUUGGACUUUGGAGGACCAUGCUGCCAUGUCCAGUGACGAUAACCCUGUCGCCACUACUAAAGGAGAAAACAACAACAACUAUUAUACCUCGCCAACAAUGCAGCAACAGCAUCAUCCAUAACGUGUCCAUCGCAAUAACACGAGCCAAAUUUAAUUUUAUACGUAGACAAAGUUUUUCUAUGCACUGGUCUUUUGAUUUUGUAGCAAUAUUUUUAUCGUGUAGAAGCAGGCCCUUCUUUUUUAUUAUAUUUUGGCAUACGUCACCGGUUUACAUGAAUAUAUAUAUAUAUAUAUAUAUAUAUUCUUGUGAUGCUUCUCGCCGAUCAAUGGAAAUUGCAGUCAUAAGUUUUGUAUUAUAAAAAAGGUAGACACAAUUUC
Zychaea mexicana is the source of this 557-nucleotide messenger RNA. RefSeq lists its product as uncharacterized. The coding region runs from base 26 to 538 and encodes 170 amino acids. The transcript is spliced from 3 exons. Lineage: Eukaryota; Fungi; Mucoromycota; Mucoromycetes; Mucorales; Lichtheimiaceae. The record is from RefSeq and is a predicted model, not a curated record.